Molecule: messenger RNA, 2734 nt
Organism: Oppiella nova
Lineage: Eukaryota; Metazoa; Arthropoda; Arachnida; Sarcoptiformes; Oppiidae
Source: the annotation of a GenBank genome assembly
CGAGACAUUGGAACAGGCAUUUGGCUCUCAUAGCAUUCAAUGCUAUCGCGAGUGAGCAUAUCCUUAGCGGACUGGCAUUUGAGGUUUGGUUUUGGCACUGCCUUUGCCUUAAAGCCACUACACAUUUGCUGUGCAUUCAGUCAGCGAUGCCUACAGAGACUCUUAGGUUCCUUGACAUAAAUAAGCUACUGGUGCCUAAGAUUAUGUCGAUCAUCACUUAUUUCUCAAUAUCUAUCGCUAUCUUAUCGUUUAGUACGGGAAGUGCACUCCAAUCGGCAUCACAUCCAACACUUAGAGGUGAUUCAAUAAAAUGUCAAAACGAAGGCCAGAGUGUGAGGGUUUCGCUGUUGGCGGACGACCCGUGUUUAUCAUGCAAGUGCUUCAACCAGGAGAUUGUGUGUCAGCGCGAGGUCUGCACCAACUAUAAGGGCUGUUAUCUAUUGCAUUACGGGAGGAACAGAACGUGUUGCGAUGUGUGCAAAGGGUGUCAAUAUAAGGGCCACUACUAUAAAAGUGGCGAAACUUUUGCCGACGCCAACGACGAGUGCAAGUCAUUGGUCUGCAAUUCCGGUGUAAUCACCGAAUAUAGCACUUAUUGUCACAUUCCGUGCGAUAACCCCAUUAAGAUAACCGGCCACUGCUGCCCGUCGUGCGAGAAAUGCGAGCCCUUCCGUGAGGGACAGCCCAUUGUCAGCCCCUACAACAUCACCGAUCCGUGCAUUAAGUGCGAGUGUGUCAAAGGGCACACCAUCUGCAGCAAACACGCCUGUCCUGUGCUGCCCUGUCCGGAGUCCAAGUGGUAUACACCGAAAAACGAGUGCUGCCCCAUAUGCAAGGGUCACAGAAAAGUUCAAGACUUCGAGGGGAACUGUAUUAUGAAGCUAUCCGUCCAUAGAGAAGGGCAUACCUACGCGUACGAUCACUGUACUAAUUGUGACACGACAAAUAUCUGCGAGCGACAGGUGUGUCCACCGCUGGCGUGUUCGCCAUCCAAUCAGAUGACAGAACUGGGAGAGUGUUGUCCCAAAUGUCACGAACCACAAGAAGCGCAGACUACCUGUUCCUUCAGAGGCAAAGAAUAUAAAUCGGGAGACCACUGGAAGCAUAAUAACUGUCACCAGUGCUCGUGUGUGAACGGGGAGGUCAUGUGUAAGGCCGAGACCUGCGACAAAGAACUCAUUUGUCCGAAUCGCUACAAACUGACUCGUCUUAACGGCGACUGUUGCAGCUCAUGUGUUGAGGACGACGCGAUUUGCAGAAUAACUACAAAUUUGACGAAUUAUUCCACUUUUGAUGGAAAGGAGUACUCGUUUAACGGCAAAUGUAACUACAUAUUGGCCAGGGAUUGCAAAAGCAAGUCCUUCUCCGUGCACAUCGUCAAUAAGUAUCAAAACCAGAGCAUCGCCUCUGAGAUGAGAAACAACUCGUUCUUCAGCGGGACGUCAGUUAUGAUCAAAAUCGAUGACAUCAAAGUCCGUUUGGGACAGGCGUUCAGAGUGACCGUCGGACGCAAAAGAGUACGUUUGCCGCACAUUAGGUUAGGAAUCCUUUCCAUUGUGAAGGACGCCAACAAAGUGGUCAUCAGAGCUACCAUUGUGAUUUGGGAGUCCGGAAACGCGAUUGAAAUCAUAGUUCCGCCAGAAUUCAAGUCGAGAACAUGUGGUCUCUGCGGAAAUUAUAACAAUAACCCAAACGACGACUUUAUCACUAAAAGAGGCAAAAUAUACACUGAAAUUGAAAAGUUUACUCAUUCUUGGAAGGUGGGAAAGAAUGUGAUUUGCGAGAGCGCUAUGAAGUCGACGAAAGCCAUGAAAGAGCAAAUGAGAUGCAAUUUCCGAGAUUGGGAGCAGAGAUACAACGCGAUCAAUGUGUGCAAUAUACUCAAGUCGGCGCUAUUCAGACAAUGCCAUACAUCCAUCAGUAUUACUACCUUUUUUGGGAAGUGCUUAUCCGAUGUGUGUUCGUGCCAUAAGAAUAAGGUUUGCCACUGCAAUGCCAUCCAGUCCUAUGCGACCCAAUGCCAAAAGUUAGGCUUUUAUAGUCAACACUGGAAAAAGAAGACUCUUUGCGAAGCAAUGAAGUGUCCGACCGGCUCGACAUUCUCGACGUGCACCUCCAUGUGUAAGCGGACGUGUCAUACCAGCCACCACAGCGAUGACAACUGUCAGCAACGCAAGUGUCGGCCCGGGUGUCUGUGCCCUAUCGGCCAGGUGUGGCACAAUGGCAAAUGCAUUUACAAGCAGUUAUGUCCCAAGAAUCUCAACUCAAACUCGACGCUAGAAUCGACAGAAUUUCUGAAUCACGAGAAUAUACUGAAAGACCAAUCGGUUGCUGAGAACUAAUGGAAAGAAUAAUUUAUUUAUACUACAAAAAAGGCCAAUAAUUUGUAUAUUUUUGUAAAAAACAAAUUAUUAUAUUUGCGCUGUAUUUCAGUCUAACUAGUCUCCUAUGAUUAUAUGUACAAAAUAUUUGAAUUCAUAUCAAUUCUCAUCACAUAAACGCUCAUCAGAUGGUCAGUCCCUCGCCGGGCAAUCAUUUUAUAUGCAUUCAUCAUAUUAUUGAUAUUUAUAUGGAUAUAAAUUUAUAAAAUUGUUAAAUAUAUUAACAUUAACACCAAUACUCCAUUUAUAAGUUUAUUAAAACUUCAAAUUCAAAUCAAAUCUUUCUAUUCUUAAUGAAACAUGAAAUGAAAAUUCCGAGAAAAUAAAAUUCAUUAUUUUCCCAAUGGGUUGCA